Messenger RNA from Rhizoctonia solani, 669 nucleotides. RefSeq lists its product as uncharacterized. The transcript has 5 exons. Lineage: Eukaryota; Fungi; Basidiomycota; Agaricomycetes; Cantharellales; Ceratobasidiaceae. The record is from RefSeq and is a predicted model, not a curated record. The coding region runs from base 1 to 669 and encodes 222 amino acids.
AUGUCUCGUGUUCCUCGAGGACCAUGCGCUAUUGCUUUCCCCCGUGACCAGCUUCUCACUCUUGACGACAACAAGAUUGGACCAGUCGUAUUAGAGGCUCUCGAUAAUGGGGCGCAGGAGUGGACUGCUUUCCCUACCUCAGGGGAUCGAGUCACAUUGAAAAACAACAGAUUCAAUUCCUUUGUCGGUCUUAGGGAUACUGAAAUAGCUCGAAAUAACGCACAUAUAUUCGGAUCGGAUCGUGCGCUUGAAUUUUAUAUGGAACCUGCCAGGGAGCCAGAUUGCUAUCAGUUAUAUGUAUAUGAUAUUAACAACGAGGGGAAGAAGUUAUACCUUGGAGUAUCGCCCCUUAUGAUUUUCCCGCCUCGGAGAGAAGUCACUCAUGAUUCGCCAGAGCUUGCCUUUGGCGCACUGCUAGAGUUAUCAUCUCCGGCGCAAGAGUCAAACGACGAGCCCCGUGGAAACUCUGCAGCAUCGAGUUCCACCUGCCGCGGGGUGGUUGAACCAGGUCCUCGGAUACUGUUAAUAGGCGGCAGGCUUUCCCUACCAAACUUUAGCAACCAGCCAACCAUGGAAGAAAUUGACGAUUGGAUCAACAAGUUCAAAGUCACACGAAGUCAAGAAAUCUAUUUUCCGGUCUAUCAAAUCAACCAAUUACAUGUCCAUUAG